Molecule: messenger RNA, 3589 nt
Organism: Mugil cephalus (flathead mullet)
Lineage: Eukaryota; Metazoa; Chordata; Actinopteri; Mugiliformes; Mugilidae
Product: 7 transmembrane receptor domain-containing protein
Exons: 5
Coding region: 244-1332 (362 amino acids)
Biological process (GO): G protein-coupled receptor signaling pathway
Cellular component (GO): plasma membrane; neuron projection
Molecular function (GO): neuropeptide binding; neuropeptide Y receptor activity
Source: RefSeq, a predicted model, not a curated record
CACCAUCUCCCUGUCUGACUCUUCAUAUCAGUGUGGGCUUCAAGGCUGCAAAGCACUUGUAACUAGAGAUUUAAGAAAUGUAACUACAAAGGAAAAGAAGACGAAACGAAGAAGAAAAUAGCCUCAUUAGAUGUAGUGAAGAGAGGGGAUUUUCAUAGUAUCAUCAGUUUGCACAGGUUUCACAAUACCCUGAACUGAAGUGGAUUUCCGUGGGAAAGUCAUACAAGGUUGACCUGCAGCGACAUGGAUUUCUUUGUGGAUGAGGAUUUCAGUGCGAGCGGUAACACCAGCCACGAAGCAGGACGAGAAAGACUAGACGGCGGCAAAGGCCAGGGACUCAACAACAGCAACCCCUUGGACAUGUUCAUAGGCAUGGAGCUUCUUCUGCGAUUCAGGCCUCUCUUUCUGCCUCUCUACUGCCUCGUAGUGGUCGUCGCCGGUGUCGGAAACUCGUUCUUGUUGGCAUGCAUUAUGGCUGACAAGAAACUCCACAAUGCCACUAACUUUUUCAUCGGUAACCUAGCAGCUGGUGACCUGCUGAUGUGCUUGAGCUGUGUCCCGUUGACUGUGUCUUAUGCCUUCGACAGCCACGGCUGGGCCUUUGGUAGACCUCUCUGCCACUUGGUCCCAUUGGUGCAGUGUGCUACAGUGUUUGCAUCAGUGCUUUCACUGACUGCCAUUGCUGUGGACCGCUACAUUGUUGUAGCUCACCCAAUACGGAGGAGGAUCUCUGUGUGGGGCUGUGGUGCAGUGACUCUUGGAGUGUGGCUUUUGUCUUUGGCCCUCGCUGCACCUCCGUCUUUGUACACCCGAUACCUGGACCUGCGGCCCAGCGGCAUCGACCUGGUGGUGUGCGAGGAAUUUUGGCCAAAUAGUGGCAAUCUACGGCUGCUUUACUCCUGCUUCAUUCUCAUAACUUCCUACAUGAUCCCACUGCUGUCGGUCAGCAUAUCCUACUGUGCCAUCACUGUCAGCCUGAAACGAUAUUCAGUACCAGGGGAGCCGUCCAACAGUCAGCAGCGCUGGAGCCAGCGGAGGAAGAAGACCUUCUCUCUGCUUGUUGCCUCAGUGCUGGCCUUCGCUCUGUGUUGGCUGCCUCUCCAGGUACUGAACCUGCUGUUGGACCUGGACCCAGACUUCGACUUCAUCGGAAAGCGCUACAUAAAUGUCUUACAAGUCUGCUGUCAUUUAGUGGCUAUGAGCUCUGCAUGUUAUAACCCCUUCAUCUACGCCUCGCUGCACAGCAAGGUUCGCAUGCACCUGAAAGGCUACCUCUGCCCUUGCCGUAAAAGCCAUAGGGGGAUGGUGGAGAGAGCCACGUCCAGGAGCUGAUCAGCCACGUCGUCCUUAUCCCACGCCUGCACCGCAAUACCAAUGUAAAUGUUCGAGGCGUUGAGGAGAAUACAACACCGCUGCUCAACACUCAUUAAAACCAUUGCUUGCCAGCAUUUUGUGACUUCAGGACAUUCUCUCCCCUCUUGUUCAGUGUCAGUGCUAAACAAGGCCCCUUAUGAUAAACAAGCGAAGAAGCUGCGCUGUAUGUAUGUUCACGAUGAUGACGAAGAAACAAGGUUAAGCCGUCCAUUGGGAUCCUUGUGUUUUUCUUGGACAGCAGAGCCGCUGCCAUAGACACAGACGGAGAACAGAUCCUGAUGGUUUAAAAAGGCAUAAACAAACCCUUAGGCCGAUGGGGUCUGUAGCAGCCAUAUGCUGGAGGCUGAGACCAGAUGUGGUUACAUACACAGGCUACAGGGUCUGGUUAUACUUAAGCAGAAAAUACCUGACUUCAGGGAGCUGACCGAGCAACGACCUCCUCUUGUCAGACCUGGAUUACAGACCAAAAAGAGGAGAUGUGCAAAUAGGAUUGUUUUGUCUUGUCCGUGAUACUGAACGCCUGUGUUUCAAAAGCUUAUUCUUAACAUCAUCUCUUUAAUUAGUUAUUCUGGAAUAAACAUUAUGUAGCAUGUUAGUUUUAGUGCUUAGUGUUUUUCUGAUCUGGCUACAUGGUGUAAAUUUGUGUCGUAUGUGUAUAUAAAUACUUCUGUUUUGGCAUGCGCACUGCCGUAGGGGGCAUGGGUCAGAAAAAUCAAUAUGUACGGCAGUGACAGAUGAAAUGUGGAACUUGUAUGACACCUUGUAACCUGAGUCUGUGAAAUUUAAUUAGUGCCAAUUUCAUGAAUGUGUUACUUGAUUAACAAAAUCGGUGCUGUCUGGAAAACAAGACUGACACAAUAGCCAUCUUAAUAUUCAGAGCAUGGAAUAAAGUCACCCAUAAGCAGCACUGUGCUGACACUCCUCCCGUUGAGUUCACAUCAGCUGUGAUUAACGCGUCCAAGGCCUGGGUAUCAUGUCAAUUUUCUAAUAUGCCUUCUGUUAAAAGUUAAUUUGAUCUAAAUUAUGUGUAAGCAUUAAUUCCAUUUUAGUCAUUCAGAGUUUGCUUUCUCAUGAUACAAAAACAAUAUGUCAUGCCUGCUGUGUGGGAGAGUUUCAGGGCGCCUCUCGCACAAUAAAUGUAGCAUGAUUUGGGAAACAUUAUCAAUCCAUCAGUGAAAACCAAUCAGAGCUUUUAAAUAUUGUUAGCCUAAUAACAUAAUUGCUGAAGUCACAUUUGAACGCUUUCGGAAAACAAUACAACACUUUUUAGCAAGCACAUCAGUAGGUCAAAAAAUGACAUUGGCAAUUAUGCUAUUAGGCUAAAGAUAUGACAAAACGACAUUUAUUUACUCUACUGUCAAGAGUUAAAAUACCCAGUCUGGCAAAUAAGCCCCAGCUCCCCGGCCAAUGCUGCCGAAGCCAACUGUCACCUUUUAACAAUCAGAUUACUUAAGAGCCUGUUGCUCAGCAGCUGGGCUGUCUUGGCUUUCAUCUCUAAGUGAACAUUGAAACUACAUUCAGCGCUACUCAAUUAGAUUUUUUUUUGUCCUGAUGCUCUUUAGAACAGGCCGUGCAAGAGUUUCCAGUUUUGUCCUUCACACGGGAGGUGAGUAGUUCUCUUUUGUGCCCUACAGCCGUGCACAAUGGGCGCUUCAAGAUCAGCGACCGUUGAUCUGCCGCUUGCUUGAGUACCAUUGCCCCUCAUUUCAAGCCCAGGCUUUGUACCUGAGUGCCCUUUACAUCACCAUCCACGCAGAGGUUGGAUACGCUCACAUGUGCAGAGGAGGGGAGGAGAAUGAGGAGCAGAUUGGUCAUACAUGCCGCAUAGUCAUAGCACAAAUGAGAGAACAUGAUGGUAGGUGACACGUGAUACUUGAGAGAUUGAUAAUGGGCGAAAAAGAAUGGAUGGAGCCAGUAACAAUGUUUUCACUAUGUAUUAGAUGUUGGUGUUUGAUCUGUCUCCAAGUCAACCCCCCAGCUCUGUCGAUACUGUCGCUGACGUCUCUUUACUAAUGGUACUCUAUGGGGAAAAUGCUUUUUGGCCCCAGGGGGUUAUUUUGUCGCAGUGUGAAGAGUGACCACUGGAACAAAUUGGCUGCAAGGCUGAACAUAAUUUACAUCAUUUUUCAUCAACUGUACAUGACAGUGUUUCCAUUGCGAUGUAAUAUUGUGUAAUGGGGCGCUCGCUGUUAAUAAAGAAGUCAAAAUGAACAAA